AUGGAUCCUGCUGCGAUGGAAGAAUUCCGCAAGCUGGACCAGGAAAAGAAUCGCCUCGAAGCGGAGAUCAAGACUCUGUACGAGUACCUCACAGAAGAUGGUAUGCCAGGGAUCUCAGGGCCUCUCGUGGAUGACGAGGGCUUUCCCAGAGGCGACAUCGACCUGUAUGCUGUUCGUCAGGCGCGGAACAAGUACGUGUGCGCACAGACCGACCACAUCGAAGUGAUGAAGAAGAUCGAACAGGCCAUCACUGCGCUGCACGCUGGUGCGAAGGUGCACGUCCCGCGGUCAGCGCCGGCCGCGCCGACCGAAGGGCCUCCCGAAGACGAGCCCAUGGGGGAGAACCAGAAUGUCCUGGUCCAGGUGAAGCUGGCCGCUCCCUUUGCCGAGAUCGACGAAGUGAGCGCAGGAUCUCCCGCGGAGGCUGCCGGCCUGCGCGUGGGCGAUUUGGUCUGUCGCUUUGGAACGGUGAACCUGCAGGACACUGGGGACUUGAACGCCUGCUUCAACGCCAUCAGAGAUUUGGUGCCCCGGAGCGCUGGCACCACCAUCCCAGUGACGGUCCUCAGGGGCGAGUCGCCGGCGCGUGUUGAGCUCCAGCUGACGCCGCAGCAGUGGGCGGGGCGCGGCCUGCUCGGAUGCCACAUGAACCCCAAGCCGUGA
This is a messenger RNA of Symbiodinium natans, 663 nucleotides long. NCBI's taxonomy places the organism in Eukaryota, Dinophyceae, Suessiales, Symbiodiniaceae. The record is from the annotation of a GenBank genome assembly.